This is a messenger RNA of Plasmodium berghei ANKA, 4677 nucleotides long. RefSeq names its product conserved Plasmodium protein, unknown function. NCBI's taxonomy places the organism in Eukaryota, Apicomplexa, Aconoidasida, Haemosporida, Plasmodiidae. The transcript has 2 exons. The coding region runs from base 1 to 4677 and encodes 1558 amino acids. The record is from RefSeq and is a predicted model, not a curated record.
AUGAAUAUUGUUAACGAAAAAGUAUUAAAUUCUAACACUAGCCAUUUAGGUAAAAUAGGAAAACAUAGCGACCUUGAAUAUUUAAAAAAAAGUGAGAUUGAUCAAGAAAAUAUAAAUGUAAAUAAUUUAGAUAAUCUUAUACCAUAUAGUAGUGUCUCUAUGAAUACUAAAAUGGGUUCUAAUAUGAAUACAGAAAGUGUAAUGCAAUCAAAUUUAUCUGCAUCUACUACUAGUAGUGGUUCUGAAAAAUCUAUACCAAACACAUUUAUAUCAAUGGGUUUGAAUGAUGCACAAAAUUAUUGCAAUGGAAUAUGUAUGAACGAAAAUAAUUUGCCUAAUAAUAAAUAUGAUAAUUCAAUUUGCAAAGAUAGAUAUAUUAACAAAGAAAUGGAAAAUAAGUGUUUAUCUAAUAUGAAUAAUGUUCCUUCAGAAAAUAUUAUUAACAAUAAUAAUGAGUAUGAAAGUAGGAUCAUUGAAUCUGAUAAAGAAUCUGUGAAUCCAUGCAUAAAUGGAAAUGACGUUUUAAAAAAAUCUAGAAUAAUUAACUGUGAUAAUAUUCGUAUAAAUGAACUAGGUUUAGAAAAUUCCAAAAAUUUGAAUCAAAUAUAUGGAAAGGAACAAACUGAAGAAGAAAUAAAAUAUGAUAUAAAUCUUAAUAGUGAAAUUUUAAACGGAGAAAUAGUAGAUAGUGAAAUACUGAAUAAACAAAUGGUAGCAUCUGAAAUAUUAAAAAAUAAUAUGAUUAGAUAUAAAAUUUCAAAGAAUCAAUUUAUUGAUGAUACUCCAGAUAAUAUUAUAUCUCAGAUAAGCGAUGAAAAUAAAUAUAUGAAUCCAGAAAUUUCAAUUUUUUCAAAUGGACAAAAUAUAAAACUUUUAAAAAAUAAUGUACAAAAUGACAUUCCUAUUAAUAUUGCAUCUAGUAAUGAACACGUAUUAUUAAACUCACAUCUGAAUAAUACAAAUGUGUUUAAUUCUGAUACAAUAACUAAUUGUAAUGGUGUUAUGGAAAAAGUUGGGGAAAUAACCAAUGCUAGUGGAAAUGAGCAUGUUGAAAAAGAAAUCGGGUGUAUAAAUGUGGAUCUAAAUAAAAUACAGGAUAUAAAGAAAAAAGAUGAUAUUAUAAAUAAUUUAGAUAAUAAGUAUUCACAAAAAAUUGAGAAUAGAAACAAAAAUAACGAAGAAAAAUUUGCUAGACAAAAAAAUAAUUCAGAAAUGAAAAAAUCGGAUAAAAUUUAUAAUAGUUGUUCGAAAAUAAAAAAAAACGAAAAUAUAAAGGAAUUAAAUUUACUAAAUAAAAAUAAAGAUUGUACAAAAUAUUCAUCAAUCGAUAAUCCUGGUUGUUGUUCCAAAUAUCCAAAGUGUACUUGCUAUAGUAUUAAUAAUUCUUGCAAAACUUCUAAAAUUCAAAAAAAAAAUAGAAAUAAUAUAAUGGGUUCUAAUAUAGAUGCAAUUUGUUCAAAUAAAACAAACAGAAAUGAUUCUACUAAUAAUACUCGAGAUAAAGAAAAGAAAGAAAAGAGGAGAAAGAAGGAGCAGAUAAAUAAAACUCAAGGAUCAAUUGAAGGUUCACAGGCUAAUAUAAAAAAAGAAAUUGAUAUACGCACAUUUAGAUGUAACACAUCUAUAUCCAAUCAAAAUUACAUUAAUAAUUUGAAAAUAUCAACUAUUAAUGAUCAUAAUAAUUAUGAGCAAGAUGAAAGCAAAUCUAUAUAUAACCUAAAUGAAUUAACAAAUGAAGAUAAAGAACUUCUUACUCAAUAUAUUCAUAAAUAUGGUCCUAUUUCAGUUAAUAAUAAUUAUGAGCUUUUAAUGAGGGAUAAAAGUUUAGCUAAAAGUGCAAUGAACACAUUAUAUAAAUCUACUAUUCCCGAUAAAAAAAAUACAUCUAGAACACCAUACCAAGGAAAUAGUAGAGGAAUAAUGAAUUCAAUAUCUCAAAAUCGUGAAAAUGUAAAACUUGAACAUUCUAAUUUUGAUAAACAAAACUGUAUAAUAGAUAGAAAUACAGACAUAUAUCCAAAUUUUAUAUACGAGCAAUUAAGUAAACCCAUUAGUAUGCCAAAUAUCGACGAACCAAAACAAAAUAAUAUAAAUAAAACUGCUGGUUUUAAAGAAAGAAGCAACAUAAAUAAUAAUGAAAUAAUGUAUAAUGCUGAGAUGAAUUCUGGAUAUUGUCAAAAUAAGUCUAAUGCUGGAAAUAUUCUUCCCUAUGAUCCAAAAAUGAAUAUUAAAAAUAAAUAUUACAAAAAAAGAAAUCAAAGGGAUAUAGAAUGUAUGAUAAAUGACAAUUUUGAAGAUUUUUCAGGAUAUAGAAAUGAAAUAUAUAAUAACCCUUAUGACGAUUGCAACGGAAUUGCACCAAUAAUGAAUAAUAAUCGAUUUGUUAAUAAUUCGAAAUCAUUCGGAAUACAAGAUAUAAUGAAUAUAAAUAACAAAAUUGGAAAUAUAAUAAAUGGUGAUGAUGAUGAUAUAUUGCACAAUACAAACUUAGAUAGAAAUAAAAUAUGGACAAAUGUAGCAGGCAACAAAGGAAUGACAAAUGUAAUGGAAAAUAAUUCCUCUAAUGUGAAGAAUAUGUUUAAAUAUUCUAUGGGGUCAAAUAAAAUGAGAGAUUAUGAUAUUUCAGGAAAAUCUAUGCAAGCUAAUAACAGUUAUAUUAGUACAGAAACAAAUGAUGAUAGGCAACUUGAAGAAAUAAAUAACUUUUUAAUGAAUAAGGAAAAUAAUUUACAUAAAAAGGAAAUGCAUAUGAGCUUUAAUCAGAAUCAUAAUAUAUCAAACCUAUAUAAUGAAAUAGAUGCAAAUUACGAUACUGAAAAUCUUGGAAACACAAAAACACAAAACAAAAAUACAAAAAAUAACAAUCGAAAAGGUGGAAAAAUUAAAAAAUCAAAAUCUUUUGGAGGUACUAUAAAAAAAGGAGGAACUGUUUUUAAUUUAGAUUUAGAAUCAUAUAGAAUUAAAAAAACGCCACUAUGUAUAUAUUCAGUUAGUGAUAUAUGCAAUAAUUAUAAGCUUAGUAAAAAACACAUAAAAUAUACAGCAUCCUAUGAAGUAGCUGUAGAUUGUGAUUGUACUAUACAUCAUAGUAUUCAAUGUGUUAAAGAUUAUGUCGGUUUUUUAAAAGAAGUUCAUUUAAAAAAAAAAAAAAAAAAUGAGCAAAAUAAAUAUGGAUUUAAAGCAAAAUCGAAUAAUAAAGGGCGGAAACAAAAUAAAAAUUUGGAAAAUGGAAAUGAAUGUAAUAAAAAUGCUGAGAAAAAUGAUACUCAAUUUUCAGAAGUAUCAAAAACUAAUAUAAAAGUAGAAGAAAAUAAAAUGGGUUCUAAAGAAAAAAUGUUCAUAAAAAAAGAAAAACUAUCUGAAUCGGAAAAUGAAAAAGAAAAUGAAAAAGUAAAUAUAAAAGUAAAUAUAAAAGAAAAUAUCAAAAAGGAACGUAUGAACGAUGUAAAAAAUAAAGUCAAGAAAGAAAAUAACAAAAAUAAUGAAAUAAAAAAAAGAGACAAAGAAGAUGAAGAAUAUGAAGAUGAAGAAUAUGAAGAUGAAGAUGAAGAAGAUGAUGAUGAGGAUGAAGAAGAUGAUGAAGAAGAUGAGGAUGGAGAAGAUAACAUAUAUAAUUUAAGUCAAUGUAAUAAUAUAUUAUAUAAUAUAAAUAAAAUAUGGCAUCCAGGAUUUAAUAGACCAUUAGGAGAUGUUGGAAGGAAAUUAAUUCUAAAAGAAAUAAGGGAGCACCAUCAUAGGGAUCCUAAAAAAACAACAGAUUUAUUAUUAGAACGAGGUUUAGAUUAUGGAAAAGUUCGAUUUAUGAGAGUUAAUGAAUUAUAUCAUUAUAUGUAUGCGUUAGACAGUUUUGAAUAUGCAAUAAAAAUAUCGUUAGAAUUUGGAUCAAAUAUUAGAAUGAGUACAAUUAGUAAUAAAGUAGACCAUUCAUCAUUAUGUUUAAAUUUAAAAAGUGGAUAUUCAUAUUGUUUGAUAUGUUGUUCGCAAAGGCCAGAUAUAUAUGGAUUAUAUUCUAACAUAAAUCUAAUGCAACAUAUGUUGCUUUUACAAAGUUCUUAUAAAUAUCUGAAUAAGUUUGCGAGAAAAACAAACCUUCCAAAAAAAGAUAAACUAGCCAGAGCUAUGCGUAGAACUAUGGAAAAAAAUAGAAAUGAUUUAGAUAAAAUAAAGGAAGUAUUGAAAGAAAAUGAAGAAAUUUGUAAUAAAUACCCUGAAGAAGAUAUAGAAGAACGACAUAGAUAUUAUAUGAUUCAAAAAAAUUGGAAUUAUGUAAAAAAAAAAAAAAAUAGAAUCAACAAAAAUGAUUCACAAUCCCCUAUUGGUUAUUUUAAUGAUAAUAAUUUUUCAGAUGUAAAAAAAGACGGCACUAACGAUUAUAUUAUUGAAAAUGAUAAAAUAUAUUCAUACAAUAAUUUAAAUGUAAAUAUAAUAUGUGAAGAUAAUACAAAUGAAUCACCCACUUAUGAAGCAAUUAACAAAUAUGAAGGUAAAUAUAGUUUAAAUGGAAAUAAUAUCUAUAAUUCUGAUACAAGCAUAAAAAAUAAUAAACAAAUUUAUUAUGAAAGUGAAAUAGAUGAUAAAACUUCAAAAAAUAAAGAUAAAUUACAAGAAGAAUGUAGAAAUGUUGACCAAAAUAAUAUUCAUGAUCAUAAUAAUGAUAGUAAAAAUGAAGAGGAUUAA